AUGCUUGACGAGAAAUAAUAUAAUGCAGGGAUUUAAUCUUAAAAUAUAGGAUCCAAUGAAUUCGGAUCUAAUAAUAUCCUUGAUGAGAAAUAAUUAGGGCCUGCUCCAUAAAUUGAAAUCAAUUUGGAAUAUAAACCAAUAACUCUUGAUUAGAUUCAAUAAUAAAAAGUGGCACCAAAAAAGCAAUCAUCUUACAAAGGAGCAACUUUAACUCUUUUUAAAACAUUUGUGGGUUCAGGAAUACUUGCAUUGCCUUACAGCUUUGCCAAAGGAGGUUAUGUUCUAUCUACAAUAGUUUUUGUGCUUCUAAGUUUGCUCAUAAAUUAUUAGUAAGUGAACUUCAUCAUGAUGGCUGAUAAAUAUAGACAACCUAAUCAGUUAAUGGAUUAUUCAAAAUUUAUAGAAAUAACUUUGGGUGCAAGAUAUAGAUCUUUUAGUAAAUUAAUUGUUGGAAGUAUGUAAUGGGGAUGUUGUAUAAGUUAUGUUAUUUUUUUUAUGGAGUUUUUCGAAAUCGCUUUCUAUGGUAAUGAUACCUCAACAUUUCAGCAUUAAUUAUAUUACUUAUUAAUAGCCCUUUUAAUUUUACUCCCUAUGACACUAAUAUAAAAUAUGGCAGUGUUUACAAAAGUAAGUGCAAUAGCAAAUGGACUAAUAGUAUUUCCGUUGGUAAUGAUAAUUGUUUCAGCUAUACAAGCCAUCAUUAAUGAGAGUUAUCCUAAAAAAUACCAUUUGAUUGACUUUUCAGGAUUAUCUACAAUGAUAGGAGUCUCUAUAUAUUCAUUUGAAGCUGUUGGAGUGUUACUAAACAUUCAAUCUUCAAUGUAAAAGAAGGAGAAAUUUUAAAGAUUGUUGUAAUUAACUACAAUUGCUGUUGUUUUGUUAUUUAUUAUAUUUUCUUUGGUGUGUGGAUUUGGGUAUGGAAUAGAUAUCAAUCAAAUUGUAUUGUUUAAUUUGUAAGAUAAUCCUUUUAUGGCUGUUGUAUAAAUAAGCUAUGCAAUUGGAUUAUUACUCUCAUUCCCAGUUUAAUUGUUGCCCGCAUUUCAAAUUUUGGAAGGAAAUGAAAAAGUUAAUUCUUAUGUAAUAAUUGGAUCAAUAUUUUUAGAUAUAUAAAAGCUAAGAUUCAGCAAAUAGAAAAAGAAUAAUAAUAAGAAUGGUUUAAGUGGUUCUCUUAAGCUUAAUCGCUAUGUUUAUUCCUUAAUUUGCUGUAUUUUUAUCUCUAGUAGGUGGAUUUUCUGGAAGUGCUCUAUAAUUCUAUUUCCCAUUGGUAAUUUACAAAAAGAACUUCUACGAUAGUUAACCAGUAAGAUAAAGGACAACUUAUUGUUGUUUGAUGAUAAUUGGAAUAAUUGUUGGAUCUUUUGCAGCAAUAAAUUCUCUUAUAUUGUUGAUAAAAGGAUGA
This is a messenger RNA of Paramecium pentaurelia, 1399 nucleotides long. The record is from the annotation of a GenBank genome assembly. NCBI's taxonomy places the organism in Eukaryota, Ciliophora, Oligohymenophorea, Peniculida, Parameciidae.